Molecule: messenger RNA, 1764 nt
Organism: Neurospora tetraspora
Lineage: Eukaryota; Fungi; Ascomycota; Sordariomycetes; Sordariales; Sordariaceae
Exons: 2
Coding region: 297-1520 (407 amino acids)
Source: RefSeq, a predicted model, not a curated record
GUGGUUAUCGCACACAAUUAUAGUGGAUUAUAGUCCGGCACGUGUCCGGGCUGAGCAGACAGGCAGCAGCAACCUCUGCCGAUUUAUUCCCGGACUUGGACCACGUUACUUCGGCGCUGCGGCACGGCCCCGGUUUCCCGUUGCCCUUGCCUCGCCUCUCGUUCCGGUACCCGUACCCAACCCGACUCUACCCACCAACCGUGCCAAGACUGGGGAAGUAGCAAAGGUAUAAGUAUCACAGCCCAGCCAUCCCAUCCCGUCCAGAAGGGAAAGAAGAUACUUAACCCCCAUCAACAAUGUCAAUCGCAGGCUUCCCCUACCCCUUCGAAACCGGCGGCCCCGCCUACCGUUCCAAGGUGUUAGUUCCAUCCGAAGAGAUGGACGCCAGAAACUCACGAGAGCCGGAUUCACACACCAACCUUAUCAGUCCUGGCUCCGGCUCCGGCUCCGGCGCCGCGGCCGCUCCGGUCAUGGUGACCGCCGCCGAACUAGGCGCUCCCUUCCUUCGUCUACGGGGCAUAUCAACUGCUCAUCUUCCACCCCAAGGCACUCCCCAGCAAGAGUUGAUCCCCUUUCUGACUGCCCUCUUGAGGGAGUCAGUCCCCUUCAUCGAUUCCGUGGCGCCUAAACCUUCCAACAGACCUCAGCCUACUGCCGACCUUGGCACCGCGCGAAGCGAAUGGAAACCCUUGAAAACAAAGUCAUCAAAGGUAGAGGACAACGGCAACACAGUAGUCUCUCUCUACGAACGCACUCUCUCCGCCCCCGAGCUGCGCGCCAUCGAGCGCUCGGCCGGCAUGGCAACCAGCAAUACGGACGAUUCCGAGACGUGGGCCUGCCGGCGCAGCGUGCACCGCGACUCGAACGUUCCCGGGGACGGGUCAGCCAGCUGGGGCGAGUUCGUCACCUGCUUCAAGGACAAGCACGUUGAGUGCGAGGAGGCGUUCACGCCGAGUAUUGUGGGGACAAGGGUGUUGCGGGACUACGAUGUUGCUGGCCUACAAGUUGAUGAUGAGCAUGGGGAUAGGUAUGGAAGCUUUACGAUGAAGGUGGUGGAGGCGAGGCACAAGAUUGGGGUUAAGCCGUUACUCAAGGAUCGGGCGUUUACAGUGUUGCAGGUUACUUGUUCGCUACUUCCUUCGGGUGGUGGAAGUGCUACUGCUUCUACUGCCGGUGAUGGGGGCAGGUCUGAGGACUGCGAUGAGAUUCUGGUCAUCAAUAUCCCGGUGUCGGACGUUGAGAACCUUACUACCAGUACUGCGGCGAAAGAAGACCCGUUUCGAAAGGAUACUGUACAAGGGUCGUAUGUCAGUGUCGAGCGGAUUAGGAAGUUACCAACAACAGAGAAUGACGGCCAGGCACAGAUUGAAUGGAUCAUGGCCACGGCAUCGGACGCUCGAGGCUCGCUUCCUGGAUGGGUGCAGACCAUGGCGGUACCGGGGCAGAUAGCCAAGGACGUGACACUGUUUCUGGGAUGGGUUGCGAAGGAGAGGGAAAAGAAGGGGGGAUUGGUAGCGUGAAGGGUGGCAUUUCCAGUUCUUUCAGCUGUAUGUAGAGGCUUGUCAAGUGAGCGAUGUCAAGGCAUACGAGAUGACUUGUUUGCAAUAGAAAUUCCAAUGAACAUACCAGGCUGGGUGGCUUACAAUUUAAUUUUGAUUCCUUGUCAAUGACUCCAUUUGCAUUUGCUCAAUCACAACAGAGCCUUGAUCCUAUCCACAAAGCCAUGCAGCUACUCCCUAUCCGCCCAGCUCUGGAUGAUACCCU